Molecule: messenger RNA, 615 nt
Organism: Anthonomus grandis grandis
Lineage: Eukaryota; Metazoa; Arthropoda; Insecta; Coleoptera; Curculionidae
Product: achaete-scute homolog 1a-like
Exons: 2
Coding region: 124-615 (163 amino acids)
Biological process (GO): developmental process; regulation of transcription by RNA polymerase II
Molecular function (GO): RNA polymerase II transcription regulatory region sequence-specific DNA binding; protein dimerization activity; DNA-binding transcription factor activity, RNA polymerase II-specific
Source: RefSeq, a predicted model, not a curated record
CAGCUGAAAAUGUUUACGAAGAAAAAAAUACACACGAUCAUUAACCACGCCUAUCGCGUCCAGGUGUAAAAUGCGGGCGAAGAACACGAGCCAAAUAGAUAAACACCUUUUUUUUCAAAACCCAUGAUACCAUCAUCUUCAGUUUUCGUUAAGGUUUCCACGGGUAAAGGGUGCGGAGUGUGCAAGAAAAACGCGAAAAUGUACCACUCGACCACGUUUGAUAGUGACGGUUUCUUUCUGGAUUCCGCGUCGGAUUCUCAAGACUUUUGGGCAGAACUUGAAUCUACAUCGAGCGAACAGGAUUCUAAAAAACCUUUGAGGGAGAAGAAUAAUAGUGGAAGACGUAGCGGUUAUAAACACAUACCCCACAAUGAGAGACCGAGGCAAAGUGUGGAGAGGAGAAACGCCAGAGAGAGGAGGAGGGUGCAGGCAGUGAAUAAUGCUUUUGUGAAGCUGAGGAGUGUCGUGCCGAUUCAAAAUAGCCGAGGCAAACGAAUAAGCAAAGUAAAGACCCUCCUAUUCGCCAUCGAUUACAUCAGAGCCUUGGACGAAGUAUUGCAGAAAUUCGAUAAUUUAUCACCAGAUUUUCACAUCGUAAGACACUAUUGUAAGUAA